AUGGUGAGUUGUGCUGCCUGUCCCUUGUCGGCUAGCAGACAAAUCGAAGAGUGGAGUCUCAUUUGGAAAGCUCCUGCUACAUACAAGGCGAUCACAACAGCUUGGAAAGUGUUGAAAGGGAGAGUUCCUACUUGUGACAAUCUUCGCAAGCGACAAGUGAUUAUCCAGGAUUCGGAGAAGCUUUGUCUCUUCUGCAAAGGGGCAGAUGAAACCAUCGACCAUCUUUUCUUCGAAUGCCAGGAAACCGAUGAAAUUUGGAACCAUAUUUUACGAUGGGUGGGGAAACAAUCAGCUAGACAUCAUAAGGCGAAAGAUCAUCUGUUGGCUUUUGUUAACCUUGGAAACAAGAAGGACGCUCCUUUUCUUCUCGGAGUUUGGAUAUGUACGAUUUGGUGCCUUUGGAAAGGGAGAAACGAAUGUAAAUUCAAUCAAGGUACGUGGAGCAAAGAGAGAAUGACAGCGGAGAUCAAGAACAGGCUUUGGGGGUGGAGGACAGCUUUCAAGGUGUCUUCCUCCCCUCCGGAUUUCAGGCGGUGGUUUGUUGCGGUGAACUUGGAUGGUUAG
Salvia miltiorrhiza (redroot sage) is the source of this 564-nucleotide messenger RNA. RefSeq lists its product as uncharacterized. NCBI's taxonomy places the organism in Eukaryota, Viridiplantae, Streptophyta, Magnoliopsida, Lamiales, Lamiaceae. Bases 1 to 564 code for a protein of 187 amino acids. The record is from RefSeq and is a predicted model, not a curated record. The transcript has a single exon.